AUGUUUAAAGAUAUUCUGGAAUAUUUAAAGAGUCCAAAUGAGGAAAAUAACGGAAAUAACGGAAAUACUGGAGAAAACCUUAAAAACCAGGAUAAUUAUGAGGAUGGGUUUGAUGCGAGGAUUUCUGAGUAUUUUAACAGUAGAAAUAUUGAGAAUAAAAGGAAAAUUAAUGAAAAUAUUGAAAAUAACCCUGAAAAUAACUGUAAUUUAAAGAAAUUACCCGAAAAGGAAAAUUCCGUUAAUUCUGAUGAAUUUUUUACAGGAGAAAUUGAAUUAUCCUCUGAUGAGGACAAAAAUUUAAAAGAGAAUAAAACUAAAAAAUUAAAAAAUGGACCAGAACAUAUAAAACACUGUGUAAUAAAUAAUGACCAUUCAAACGAGUCAUUUCUUUGUACACAAUCACCAAUAAUAAGUGUAGAAGCAAAAUUAAACAUAAUAAAACAAAGAAAUCCAAACCAAGAAUAUAUUACACUAUGUGUAAUAAGAAAUAGUCAAAAAUUGAAAAUGGCCGGGAUAGUCCUGGGGUAUAUAAUAAGACACAGUGCAUCAGAUAAAACCGGGUUAUAUCGGGUUAUAACAGAUGGAGUGGACGAGAUGGUCUGUGCUGUAUGCCCUUCUGUCUUACAGAAGUAUAAAUUAGAAAAGGACUCAAUUGUACUGCUUAAGUCGCCGUCUGUGUGGAGAGUGCCAUACAGCGAAAAUAUUUGUGUUUUAAAUAUUUUCAUGUCUAACGUAAUUUCAGUUAUACCUGAAAAAUGAAUAUAAUUUAUUACAUAUAGUAUAUAUACUUAUAUAAUAAAAUGCAAGCGUAUA
Molecule: messenger RNA, 813 nt
Organism: Nematocida parisii ERTm1
Lineage: Eukaryota; Fungi; Microsporidia
Exons: 1
Coding region: 1-759 (252 amino acids)
Source: RefSeq, a predicted model, not a curated record